Molecule: messenger RNA, 1476 nt
Organism: Cucumis melo (muskmelon)
Lineage: Eukaryota; Viridiplantae; Streptophyta; Magnoliopsida; Cucurbitales; Cucurbitaceae
Product: probable sarcosine oxidase
Exons: 1
Coding region: 112-1350 (412 amino acids)
Molecular function (GO): sarcosine oxidase activity; flavin adenine dinucleotide binding
Source: RefSeq, a predicted model, not a curated record
CACUAAUAUUUUUCAAUUUCAACAACUCAUCUCCUUACUCUGUUUUUCUCAUCGGAGACUCCGUCGGAGAGGGAAAAGAAAAACGAGCACCAAGUCCAACCGGAGAGAGAAAUGGCUGCUUCCGAUACUCAAUUUGAUGUAAUAGUCGUCGGUGCCGGCGUAAUGGGCAGUUCGACGGCGUACCAUCUCGCUAAAACAGGGAACAGAGUUCUGCUUCUCGAGCAAUUUGAUUUUCUUCAUCACAGAGGCUCUUCUCAUGGUGAGUCUCGUACCAUACGCGCCACCUAUCCAGAGGAUUAUUACCAUGACCUCGUUAUGGAAUCUUACGAGCUCUGGCGGAUGGCGGAGGCGGAAAUUGGCUUCAAAGUCUACUAUCCGGCGGAACAGCUCGAUAUCGGCCCUUCCAACAGCGAAAGUCUCACUGCCGUCGUUGAUACCUGCCUGAAGCAUUCGAUCCCUCAUCUCGUUCUUGAUCGUGGGGAACUGAUGGAGAAGUAUUCCGGCAGGGUGGAGAUUCCGGCGAACUGGGUGGCGGUGUGCAGUAAAUACGGCGGCGUAAUUAAGCCAACGAAGGCGGUUUCGAUGUUCCAAACUUUGGCUUACAAAAACGGGACCGUUUUAAAGGAUAAUGCGGAAGUAGUGGAGAUUAAGAGAGAUGAGAGUAAUGGAAGAAUAGUUGUUUCCACAGCCAAUGGGGAGAGUUUUCAUGGAAAGAAAUGUGUUGUGACUGUUGGAGCUUGGAGUAAAAAGUUAGUUAAAUUAGUUGGUGGGAUUGAAUUGCCAAUUCUGCCAUUGGAGGUUAGUGUUUCCUAUUGGAGGAUCAAGGAAGGGUUCGAGGCCGAGUACGCGAUCGAAGGGGGCUUUCCAACAAUGGCUAGUUAUGGCAAACCGUAUGUUUACGGAACACCAUCAUUGGAGUUUCCGGGGUUGAUUAAGGUAGCCAUACAUGCUGGAUAUUCGUGCAACCCGGACAAGCGGUCGUGGGGGAGAGAAGGGCGGCUACCGAUAGUUGCGUUAAAGGAGUGGAUAGACGAGAAGUUUGGGGGGAGGGUGGAUUCAAGUAGACCGGUGUCGUCGCAGUUGUGUAUGUACUCGAUGACUCCAGAUGAGGACUUUGUGAUUGAUUUCUUGGGAGGGGAAUUUGAAAAGGAUGUGGUGAUUGGUGGUGGGUUUUCGGGGCAUGGGUUCAAGAUGUCACCGGCGAUCGGGAGGAUACUAGCAGAGCUUGCAUUGAAGGGGGCGGCGGAGGGGGUGGAGCUGAAGUAUUUCAAGUUAGCAAGGUUUGAAGAGAAUCCAAAAGGUAAUGUCAAGAGCUUUGCAGAUCAAGUAAAGCUUCACCAGAAUGAUUAAUCUCAAAGGGCAUCCAGUGGUUUACUUUGUUUAAUUCUUCUUUCUCUCGUGAAUCUGAACAUUGAAUAACUCCUCAACUCUUUAUUAAUCCAACCAAAUUCAAAGCAAGUUUUAAAUUUCAAUUCA